ACUUUUCUUGUGGAUUUUGGAUUCUCAGAUACUCUGAGUACCUAUGAUGACUUGGAUUCUGAUGCGAUAAAGAACUACUCUGAGUUCUCCUUGGCUAGUCUUUUGUUUUAUGGCAUGAAGGAGGGAGCCUGCAGCGAGCAGAGCUCUCGAAUGACUGCAAUGGACAGUGCUAGUAAAAAUGAGUAAAUAGUGAACAGCUUCGCUCUUUAACUUUGUGAGAGUUGGAAGAGCUCCGUGGCGAGUAUGCCAAUUUCAACUUAAAAACCUCCUCACUCUCAAAAUGAGGCGAAGUGUAAAACCUUUGAGGAGCAAAAGUGAAUUGUUUGGUUGAAAAUGAAAACAUGUGUCAUAACGAAGGCUUUACCAGUAUCUUUGUCCUAAACAGGAGCCUUGUGCUUCUCGUAAAUGGCUUACAGUAAUUGUUUGGACCGUCAGUAUUCAAGUUAUCCCUCAUCACAACAUGUGAGUAUGCACACAUUGGUUCCGAUUCAUUAAAACGUCAGAGAGCACUUUGAUUGAGGGUCGCAAAACCAAACCCAACUUAAUCACAACGGCCGACCAGAAGAAAGGAAAUACCUUUAAGAGCCAAUGAAAGCUUAAAAUAAAACCAACCAAACUACCUAAAGCGCGGGAAAACGCGGGCGACCAGGUCGUGAGUGGUUUUUAGUUUUGCAUCUGACUGGUUGAGAGAGUGGCGCGGGUUUUCUGAACCAAUCACAAAGCAAAAACAAAGCAAGCCGGAUUUCUUUCGACAUUCAAUUACAAAUUGCUCUAAAGUGUUGGAUAACGUGUUAUCAAUCAAAUGUGACUUUUUCCAAUUAAUAUGGAAUCGUUAGCCAUCCAAGAUACUGGAUGGCAAAUUGCGAAUAAGCGACUUUUUUUUUGGUAAAAAUUUCCCACACAUCUUGAAACAUUUGGAAUACUGGCUCAUUCAUUUCAAACGCCAGUGAAAAUGGCAAAAGAGUUGAAAAUACAAGACGCCACCAACAAAGACAACCCAAAAAUCAAGAAAACAUUUGAUUAUGCUGUCACAAGUGGAUUCUAUUAUUGUAAUAACCUAGCACACAACAAUAAUACAGAAAUGAAAUUCGUUUCAAGUGGAGGCAAUGUUUUGAUUUCGCCUCCUUUCGCCUCCUUUCGUAGCGCCUAUUUCAGCGUCAUCAAGAAUGCGUUAAUUAUCCAAGAAGGCGGUUUUUAUGAGAUUCGUUUCAAGGAUGGUUACGAAGGUCCCUCCAGAUACGAAUGUCUAAACAUAAAGCCUCAUUUUUAGUCCAAAUCACAAAUCUUGAAGAUAUAAAUGGUAAAUGGAUCGAUAUCAACGUUUUUCAUGUCGUCCAUUUCACAAAAGAGGAAGGAAUUAAGAUUACGAAUUCCACCUUGAAGUGGUGGAUUAUUAGAUGGAGGAUCUUACAGCAGUAUUUUGUCAAGAAACUGCAAUUUUAUAUAUCAUAUAUAUACAUAUGAAAAUAAUUAAAACGAUUUUUGAUUUUAAUCACAUAGACGAAUACAUUGACAAAAAUCAAUUAAACGAGAUUAGAGUACUGUACCGAUUUUUAUAAUUAAAAAAUUUUGUCUAUAAAGGAGAGCAUACAAAUAUAUCGAGCUCUGUCAGGGCGUGAACCUACAUGUGACUCGUGGGAUACUCCAUGUUUUGAAAUUUUUCCUUAGCCCCUUCCUUGUCACCUUGUUUCUUGUGAAAAAAUCUCCCAAACGUUUCUGUCAAAUACUGAAAAAAUCGCUCAGCUUAUAGGUGAAGAAAUAUUGAUUUUCUUAUGUUUUUAUUUAUUUAAUUAAAAUUAAUUUUUUUUCUCCGUCUGGAUAUCUACUGGAUUUAUAGUAAUUUGGCACGUUCGCGUUUAAACGAGUCUUGCACUCAUUCGUGUGAUGUGGAUAAAUAAAAUACCUAACUACCUACCUAUUAUGUUCGUAAUACUUUACUUAGAAACACUGGACGCUGGAAAUGGUGUGUAAAUAAGAAGAGUUCGGUCGAGUCGUCACGAAAUUAAAGUCCUCUUAAAUUUAUUGCUGGUACGUUGGUUACAGUCUCUGAUGAAUGUGGAAUUAUGUCGAUGGAUUCGUUGUACGAACGAGCGGACGCCGUUAGGCGAGAAAAAAUGCUUUCCCUAACAAGAAGUUGAGCUGGCCACCUUGAAUACUUAAACAAGUGUUACAAAGACGUCGAGUUAUUAAUGUGGACCGCUGAAAAUUUUCGCGAGGCUUGUACGAAGAAGAAAGAUGUCGAAAUCGCGUUUGCGAGAUGUUUUCAAGCUUACGACGAAUAUUAUCAAUUUGUCGACGUCCCCGAAGUUAAAUCAGAUGCGCUUAAUAAUUAUAUUCGACUUUGUAGAGGAACACAAAUGAUUCUCUUCCUCUUAAUUAUCUGUGUGCGUCUUUAGUGCCUGCUUGAAGAGAAUGUUUAGACACGGACAAUGAUGACGAACCGUGCAUUAUUCUAAUUUUUGGGAGAAGUUACUAAAAGCGUAAUUUAAUUCUAGAAUGUAACGACUGAUAAGAAAUCUGACCUGAGCAAUACUGAAUUAUUGUCAUAUUCUAAUUUUUGAUUGAUUUUUGAAAGUUUGUUGGAAACUGAAAGAUACAUUAAUUACUUAACUUGAUUGACAAUUAUAAGUGAUUUCGUUUAUCUAUACAUAACCAAACAAAUAUGUAUGCGGCACGUGUUUUAUCCAUUUUAUCCCAUCGUACUGUUCCACCUGCUUAAAACGGGACGUUAAGAGAGUGUUUCUUUCGAAUAAGCCGAGAGUUGUGAGCGGGAGUUGACCGAAUUGAAUCGUGUGAAUAAAUCGUGACUUAAUAAGAAAGCGUGGUACAGCUCUUUCACGUUUUCGACAAACUUAUUUAUUUUGCGAAAGAAGUGUAGGGAGAAACACGAGUGCUCAAGCUGCUUCUUAAGUGCUUUACAUAUGAACAGAGCAUAGUCAAGGCUUCUCUAUUUGUUUUAAAAUAAAUUUAAUUCGCCACGUAUUACUUUCAAUGUUGGAAUUUCAUUUUCCAAGCGAACAACAGUGUUUUCAGCACUUUCCAUACUCUCAUAGAGCACACUACAGUUAGACUACCUGUUAGAAUGGUUCAAAUAAUCUAAUUGCUUGAAGAAGACUUAAGCUGUCAAAAAUGUUAAACCAUCAUAGUUUUACGAUUUGCAAUCGUUUAAAAACUGAAAUAGUUCGGCGCGGUAGGUAUCUAAUACAGGAUCUGAAAGUGAAGUAUUCCUUAAAAAACACUUUGACAUACCUGAUUGGAAUAUCGAAACUUCAUCAUUUAAAAGACAACAUGAUUGCCUCCGAAAUACUAAAAUAGGAAGAAAAAGAAGUGAAAAGUUUUGUUAAGUAUUUAAAUUGACCAACUUUGCGUUAAAACAGUGCAUACAAGUGAUUGAAAUAAUUAAACUUAAUGGGAGACCAGAGUUUGAUAAGAAACUUAUAAUAGAAAGUAAUUAUGAAAUGGGGUUUCUGGCACAUUUUCGAAUCAACCUUGAUUUUGAGGUUAACCUUGAAAAGGUUAACUUCCUUGAAGUUAACUUGAAAUCAAGGUCGAUUUCAAAGUGCAGUUCUUGAACAUUUUGAAGUCAACCUUGAUUUUAAAAGACCACUGAAAUUUUUCAUCGUCUGACCUGUGAAAAAAAAAUUCACAUCCUCUUAAUGUCUCACCUGUGAGCUCCGAAGUGUCCAUGAGCGAACGUGUGAAUAUUAUCAUCUUGAAUGAUCCACUUGUCGUCGUUUUCUGAAAGGGCAAAUUUUUUUUGAUUGUCUCACUGCAGACUUCAUGCGUGUGGCUUCUUAUCACAUAUGUUCUCUUGAAAUGGUCGAACGACAGGAUCAUCAUCCAUUAUUUAUUUUCUUAUGAUGUGCCUUUAUUUAUUGCUCUGACAAAGCAGUGUCAAUUUGAUCGACGGCUUGUUAAUUAACAGAGGCAAAUUAACAAUUGGUUCAUACGUCAGCGUGCGUUCAUCGAGAUAUGAAGCACGCGGAAAGUUUGGAGAGCACGAAAGAUGCGUAAGAGUUGCGUAGCGUAGCCGAGAGCAACUCUAACUUCUUAAGUGCUCUUCAAACUUCCCGGCCAAGUGCUUCAUAUCUUGAUGAACGCACAGCUGACGUAUGAACCGAUUGUUUUAUAACAUUUUCAACCCGAUGGAAAAUCUUUUUCUGGACGGAUUUGUUUGCUGACGUCAUGAGCGUGCACAAUAGGAAUAUGGAGCACGCUCGCGCAAUUGAAUUUGAUUACACAAAUUUACUAGCUAUGUUAUAAUAAAUGAUUGUGUUUCUAAACUUUUCGGAUUCAUCCAAAUAUUUGAUAAGUUUGAGGUCAAAUAUCUCCCCUUGCUAGAAGGUUACAACACUAAUUUUAAUUCCUCUUUAUAAUCCAUCAUUUCAUUUCUGAAAACCAUCAAAAAAAUUUUUGGGUACUGCCGUAUCUUUGACUUGGAUGCCUUUUAAAGUCUAUAUCAAUUGCUGCAAGCUUCUCUAAACUACACCUGUUACGCAAUUAUGGCUCUAAGCGGUCACUUAUGCAAAUAAAGCUUCAUUUUAUAGCUCGUUAUGCAAGAUGAUCGAUCAAGAAAGUUGAGAAAUGUAAACAAGUUUCGAGAUUUUCUGUAGGGAUGGUAAAUUUCUCGUUUAAAGAAAAGCAUGUAGGCGAAAUUUUAAUGGGAAAAUGUAGCGUUUCUUUCUCCUGUGGUUUAUUACUUUGGAGAUUUGCUAAAACCGGAAAAUAUGGCUUUUGUACAGCACAAAACAUUAGUGUAUAAUUUGAUUGUCUAUUAUCAUUAUCACCCUGUUCACAAUUAGGAAACUGUAACAGGAGAGGAGAUUUUAAAGUCACAUGUCGCGUGCUUGUUGACAUACAAUUUCCAGUGUAUAAUACCGGCUUUUGCAGACCGAGGAUGACGAGAAACUCUGCUCUCUCGUCUAAAGGGAAAUAUCAAUACCCCCAUGAAAUUCAUAAAUUGCGCUGUUUUUCCAAAAAAGAAGACUGGAAAAUGUUGUUUUCACUUCCACCAUCAAGAAAUUCCACACAGAAAUAGUAUUUGUAGUGUGACCGCGUAGCCUUUCUCGAGAAGUACGAAAAAGUUUUACCUUAAAUCAUGGAAAGUUGAAAUCAACCUUGACGAACAGUUCUGUCAUAUUUUGAAAGCAACCUUGAUUUCAAGGCAACUCAUGAAUUUCAACCUUGAAAUCAACCUUGAUUUCAAAAACACAGUUUUUGCGCAUUUUUAGAUCAACCUUGAUUUCAAGGCAACUUGAAUUUUUCUCAGGUGAAUGAUAUUCGGAAACUCACCCGUGAGUUCUGAAGAGUGCGUAAAUAUUAUCAUCUUUAACGAUUCUCUUGUCUCGUCAUCGGGGCGUUGAUUACUUGUGAGAAGAUUUUCAAAUAUCAAUGUUGUAUCUUCUCACAAAGAAGUCGUGGUAUGCCGCUCCGCGGCGGGCCCCUUCAGAGCUUGCCUUGAUUUGUUCUUCUGUCAAAAUGGUGUCUUUAAAAAUGAGAAGGGUAUAACACCUAAUUCAUCAGGAUUGCUUGGGUGAAGGCCUCCUAAAGGAGGCAACUCAUGCAGUUCCAGGAGGAACAAUCUGAAGCUCUUUACUUGUCUACUUAAUACUGAAUUGAUAUUGUAAGAAGAAAUUCUGUCUUGGUGACUCAUGGGAGUCAAAGAGUUAAGGAAUAAAUCAUAAGUAUAUAAGCGAAACGAAAGCUCAAAAACAACUAACUAAAACUCUGCGAAAAAACAAACUAAAAGUACACGAAAGAUGUCCACGUCAGUUUCCCAAUGUCAAGGUUAGAGUUCUUUGACGUGAUUGGCUAAUUUGUGAAAUGUGUGCCGCGCGUGAAUACUAAAAGAACACGAAGGGGGAAGAGGAGGAGAAAAGUUGUUACAUGAAAUUUAAAAACGAAAUAGACUUUCUAAAGCUGCUGUUUAACUGUCUUGAGUACUCCCUGAUUUCAGUGAGUCUCGACGAUAACUGUAGAGCUAUUGCAAAUCCCAUCCUAUUAACCCUUGAAACGCGUUUGACAUUCCUUACAAUUUCUCCUAACUCGACUGCAUACCCCAUCCUUACACUUUGUUGAGAGAAUUUCUACCUUCAUCAGACCAAUCCUAAUAGGCUGUUUUCAUGGAUUUCCUGCAACCAACUGACCAAUAGCAAUUAUUUUCUUUACCAUAAUAGAAUUAUCAGCGUUUACUGGAAGACGCGGAACAACCAUCGAUACCAACGACCAAAUCUUUCAAGAAUCUUCUAUUUUAAUCAUUGUAGCCAAAUGACAAUGCAUUAAUGAGAGACUUUUCAUUUAAAGCGCAGGCGGGGCCAUUGUGGCGAUGCCCACCUUCAAGCGAAAACCUGGCCGCUUUUGACACUCAACUACCCUCCAGCCAUGGGAAUGAAUGGAGAAGUUUUUCCGUACGAAUCUUUGCCCAACCGAAUUUCUAAAAUGUUACAGGAAUUGGUCUACAUACUUUAUUUGAAGAAAUAUCAUUAUCACAUUCAGUUCCCUGAAAAGUAUUUUUGACCCUAAAGAGUUAUGCAAAAUGUCUUCGUAAUACGUCGAGAUCAAAUAUAUCAGUUAUAUUACGUACUCUGAUUAAGUUAGAAAUUUAUCCUACUUUUUGCUCUCGGAAGUUUUAGUAUGAUUAUUCUAAAUUAUCCUUUUUCAAAAGUACUUUCUCCCCAACCCCUCCUUCACAGGAUGGGCUCGCGUAAAAAGACUGAUGAACUUGCAGAACAUGAUUUGGUUCUUUAUUACUAAAAUGUCUACUUUUGAAAAUUGCUAGGAAAGCUUAAUUAGGAACAUAGGCGAGAUGGAAAUAUAUUUUUUGAGAAUCGAUCAGUAAAGUUAAUAAUCACACGAUAUUGCAUCUGUCAAAUAGUUUGAGCAGAACGUAUUAAAAAACUGCUCAGAUUUAAAUGGUCUUUGCAGCAUUUGCUACACUGUUAUGUAGUGGAUGAUUCCAACAUUUACUUCAUCGGGAAUUGCUCCAUUGCUGGGUAACAAAUCUUAAAAGGAACGUCAAAUUUAGAGGAAAAGACCAACGCAUGUAUGUUUGAUUGUACUCUACCACUCUGAGUGGUGAAGGGCAGCAAGAAGGACAUGGCAUGUGUGAAGUGUCUCUGUCUCUCUCUCUCUCUCUCUCUCUCUCUCUCUCUCUCUGUCUCUCUCUCUCUCUCUCUCUCUCUCGUUAUUUUCGUCAAUAGGGAUAUCAUUAAUCGACAUUAACGAAACCUGUUGGCCUAGUUCAAUCUCAGAAGAAGCACCUGUAUAAGAUCUUAAAUUGUUGUGAAGGAAUGAAAUAAAUCAAAAUUCUUCUCGAGGAAUGCAAAUAACAUCUCUGUCGUUUAUCAGAAGAGAGGACAGCUAAAUUAUCGAGCAUGAUUCUGUAUUCGCUGCUUGUUGUACAUAUUUCAUAACAGCAAAAUAGCUGUGAUUCAACAUGAUGUCUAAGAUGGUUGCUUAGAUACACAUAUCGAGUUUACGACCAACUGAAGAAGUAGGCGAACUCAUCGAUCAGUGUAGGAGACACUGUCUAAGUAAGAACAUAAUUGAAUUCUUUAAGACCUCGGCGAGUCCUAAGCGAAACUUUUCUUGCUGUAGCUGAAAAACAACUCAGAGUAAAUAUCAGUGUUGCUUAAUUUUGCCGUGAACAAAAGAGAAAAGUCUGGAAAGGGAAAGUAUGUUUUAUCAUUGUUUAUAUGUUUGCUCGGAAAGGAAGAGUCUUAAAGAAGUAGUUCAGUUUCCCAGAAAGUUUAAACUAAAACACUUUAUUUAUACUGGCAUUUCCGAGGUCAUGCGUGCAGAUAGUACAUAAAAUUUCCAUUGGACUUUGUAGAGGAACACAAAUGAUUCUCCUCCUCUUAAUUCUCUGUGUGCGUCUUUAGUGCGUGCUUGAAGAGGAUAUUUAAACACAGACAAUGAUGACGAGCCGCGAAUUAUUCUCAUUUUUGGGAGAAGUUACUAAAACCGUAAUUUAAUUCUAGAGCGUAACGACUGACGAGACAUUUGACCUGAGUAAUGGCGAAUUAUUCUCAAAUUCUACUGCCGAUCCAAAAGCCCUCCACAUUAUGAUUUGCUGAGAGAAAUCCAAUUGCCAUGGAACACAAUGCAGACGAAAUAAACGUAAUACAGAACAAAAAAUAGUUGAUUUCAGUGUAUGUAUAAACUUAUAAAAUUCGUCCACUAAACACGUCCAAAGUAAUUAUUGGAUUAGCGUCACAUUUCUCAACAAAGUUCUAAUACUAAGUUAGGAAGUUUGAGAAGCAGGCUGAAUUUUCUCAUGUGAACCCAAGGCGAAAUUCGUCCCGGUAAGCGGGCCAGCCCGGUCAGCUGGGCUCGUAUGAAGAGGCCCUCAAUUGCAAAUUGCUCUAAAGUGCUGGAUAACGUGUUAUCAAUCAAAUGUGGCUUUUCCCAAAAUUAUACGGAAUCGCUAGCCAUCCAAGAUACUGGAUGGCAAAAUUGCGCAUGAGCGACAGUUUUUUGUAAAAAUUUCCGACAUCUCUUGAAGCGUUUGCUAUGCCGUGCUCAUUCAGUAAUCAUUUUAUCUUUCAAUAGUCAUAACAUUUGUUCAUGGUCCGAAAAUGGGUAUUUCAGCACUAAAAGGUGUACAAAAGAAUUGCCUUUGCCAAGGUUUAUUAACUGUUUCCAUCUCCCUUAAAGGUGAAAUGAUUGGCAAGUUGACUUUGAUUACAACUGAGAUAAUCUCGGAAGCUGCUGCAUUGGAUUAGAUUGAGAACUUUUAUUAAAUUGAUGUCUUAAUUGAUGUUUGUACUUGUUGAAAUAAAGAAGUCCUUGGGGGUAUGUUUCCAUCCUUGACAAAAUGUGUUCUUGAAUUGCGCUAACGAUAUGUACCUAGUCAUCUCCUGAAGGGGAAUAGUAUGAGACUCGCCAACUAUUGCUUUUCCGUUCGAAAAUUAAUACUUUUUUUUUUAAUCGUUGUUGUCUUUCAUCCACACUAAAAAACAUCGAUGAAAUACAAACUAACUAGGAAUCUUGAGUAGGUCGUGGGAUUUGCUAGCCGUAUUCAUGCGAUCAACAAGAGGUAUUCCACUUCAUGAUUGCCCUUGGAAUAUACAACAGAAUUUGAAGUUUAAAAGUUUGACAUUAAGCAGAACAACAAGUUCCUUUUACAGCUGCACGACAAUGAAGCUUAUUCAAAUGGAAUAUCAGGUUACAUACAUUUUUCCUACAUUCUACCAAUUGACUUUGAAUGAUUGACCCCUAUCUGGUGAAUGUAGCAUGCGUGGCGAGGUUCUAAAGAAGGGAAUAGGGGUGAAUGGGAAAAAAAUAAAUAAAUAAAAACACUCGAUUUUCUACAGUGCCUCUUAAGGUCUGUUCGUGACUUACAGAGCCCCUCACUGUUCACCUGAAAACCAUGUGAUCCCCCCUCAAAAUUCCGCUGGCAAUAAAAUGAUAAGUGGUCGCUUUUGUCACGGUCUGCCAUUCAUUUCCUGUGAUUUUAGCUUUCGUGUCUGGCCUUCACUUUAACACUUGAACUUAUUCAAAAUUGUCAUCUACCAGACAAUCUGUUGAUGAAAUGUUAAAGGAGAAGAGAGUUAACGUCCAUGUCGUAAAUGAUCUCGCGACAAACAGUAACACUGAUUUGAUGUACACCAUUUUUACUCUCCUACUCACGAGUAACUCCGAUCUCGCAAUCAAUCAACCCAAAUCACCUAUUAUAUUUCCGUACUUCCGUCACGAACCUAUCAAAAAAUUCAAUGCAGCGCUUCAUUGACGACCGCCACUUGUGACAGUGCAAGUAAUAAAUCUCCCAAGAAAGACAGAUUUUCCUUUGAUUAACUACAAAACAAAGAGAUGCGUAAUUUUGAUUAAUUGACCCACUUUAUUUUUAGUCGUGGAUACGCGAAGCAUAGGAAGCAUUAUCAGGAGUAGGAGUCAGAAUAUGCAAAUUUGUCACUCGUCUCAGAUGUAAACAAGUCGAUAUGUAAACGGCAGACCAAUUGCUAUUGACUUUCCGAGAUAAUACUGGAACGCGUCUGUCGACUUUCCGAAGUAACUGCCGCGACGUUGAAAUAGAAUUCGACUUUCCUUCGAGAAAGUUUCGACUAAUACUCGUCGCAGUAAGCACACGGUAGUAAGCUGUGUAGACGCUGGAUGCGAAGAGUCUUUGAUCCCUCGAGACGUCUGCUCGUCGAUCCUCCAAGCUUACAUUGGAUUCAUAGAUGGUGAACCUUUUACGAGUGAAUCUUACGAGCGAAACUUUGAUCGAACUCACGAGGGAACCUAUGAGCACUCGUAUCAGCUAAGGUAUAAAUCAGCCAUAAGGUUAAACAAAGCCAUUAGAAACACGAGUGGCACAACUGAUCAGUCCAUAACAUCCAACCAAAACACUCUUGUGGCCAAGUAGAACGAAACGCAGUCAGAAGACUGAUCUGAUGGUAACAGAAAUAUACAGGAACGAAGAAGUAGGUCAAAGUCCAAUCGUAUUAGCAAAGGCGUCCUUCGUGAUGGUGAACCAUCGAUAUUACCGUGGAAGAAAAUCCUGAACUUAUUUAAUAAGAGUAAAGCAAAUAAGAGGUAUGAAGGUCUCGUAUUGUGCAAAGUGCACCACAUUCGCCACCGUUGAAAACGAUUUUAUGGUUUGAUUACCGUAAUUAUCAAUAAAACCAGAAUGGGUAGAAGGAAACCAGUUGGAAUCACUCGUGCAAAAGGUUUAAGGUUGUAUUUUGCUCUUGAUUAUGUUUAUGUUUUCAAAACAAGAACUGCAAAGCAUAAAAAGACGUGAAGUAUCCGUUGUUUUUCGUGAUGAAUUUGUACAUGUUGUUCAAUGUUAUUCAAUAAAGUGUAAGAAACGAAAUCACAAGUAUUUUGUCUCAAGGACAAAGUUACUUACUUCAGGUGAUAUGGAGUUGAGCUCGGGACCUGUUACUCAGGGAAAUAAUCCAAACAAUCUUAAUUAAUUUCAAUCUGGAUUAGUUCAACAUGGCCUGAGAAUAUCAGAUGUUGGUGGUGCAGGCGGUUGCUCCUUUAGAGUUGUAUCCCAUCAGUUGUAUGGUGAACCUAACUAUCACAUGAAUGUUCGUAUUACUGGUGUUCAAUAAACAAUCCAGAAAGAUUCAUCAGAAGUAGUACAGACCAUUAUUGGUCAAGGUAUUUAGCCAACAUGUCACACCAGGGUACAUGGGCUAAUGCACUUGUCAAACAAGAAUGGAGCAAGUUACUUAUUCACAACCUGAAGCACGUUCAUACAAAUUUUACAUACAGGAUUUUACUUAUCUUCAAAAGUCAUUCAAACGUAAUGUACCUGAUUUAUUCACAGUUUCCUUUGAUGUCGCAUUUGAUCAUUUCUUGUGAACACAUAAAAUAAUGCCUUUCUAGUACCCCCUAGAGUCAUCAAAAUAUCUGCACAAAAGACAGAUCCUGAUUGGGUUAUAGAUCUUAUAACAACAGAGGAACUUUAGGGACAAAACUAUGCUUAGUGGGGUAGGUAGGGGGGGGGGAAAGCAUCUCUCACACAAGUCCACCCCAGGGCACGGGGGGUUACAGGCAGUUCAGGUGUCAAUGGGAGCAGAACAACAAGUUUCUUGUAUAGCUGCAUGACAACUAAGCUUAAUCAAAUGGAAAAUCUGGUUACAUGCAUUUUUCCCACACUCUACCAACUGAAUUUGAAUGAUUAACCCCAAUCAGGUAAAUGUAGCCUGUUUGGCAAGGUUCUUAACCCUUUAACUCCUACACCAAAUUUGUAAUUCUCCUUACUGUCAACCAUAUAACUGUUAUAAUGUUAGUUCAGACAAUUGAGUAUUGGAUCAACUAAUUAUCCCCAAAUUGAUAUUUUUCUUUAUUCUCAUCACUUGUCUGGUUGAUAUUGUAUUGACAUUGUAAGGAGAAAUUCUGUCUUGGUCACUCAUGGGAGUUAAAAGGUUAAGAGGGGAAUAGGGGUGAAUGGGAAAAAAACCACUCUAUUUUCUACAGUGCCUUUUUAUAGUCUGUUUGUGACUGACAAAACCCCUAACAGUUCACCUGAAAACCAUGUAAUCCCCCAAAAUAACCACCAACCCCCCUCUCUUAAUGAUAAAAUGAUAACUGGUUUCUUAUUGUCAAGGUCUGCUAUUUAUUUCCUGUAAUUUAAGUGUUCAUGUCUGGCCCUAACUUAACUCUUUAACACCCAAGAUCUCAUUAGUGAUUCUCUUUACUGUCUGCCAUACAGUUCUUGUUAUGUUAGUUUGGAGAAUUUGGUAUUAGAUCAAGUUAUAAUUUCCUAAUUGAUAUUUUUCUUCACUCUCAUCACUUGUCUGCUUGAUAUUGCAAGGAGAAAUUCUGUCUUGGGCACUCAUGGGAGUUAAACGGUUUAACACUUGAUGUUAUUCAAAAUUGUCAUCUACCAGACAAUCUGUAAACAAAAUGUAAAAGGAGGAGUAGCAUAGUGGCCACUUGUGAUAGUAAAAGUGACAAAUCUCCCGAGAAAAACAGAUUUUCUUUGAGUGACUAAAUUACAAAGAGAAACAUGAUUUUGAUUCAUUAAGACACUUUUAUUUUCCUUUCAUUUAAUAGGUAAAGCAAAAACUCACAUUUCAAAAUCCCCAAUACUGAAAUUAAAGCAUGAUCAUUGCUUUAUGUCACAUGCAGCUUUUUCCUUGAGUAGAGUGGUUCAGUGUCUUUAUUGAAUGAAGAUGUAUCCAAAUUCCUUGAUAUUUUUGUCUCUGUUGUCUGCACUCCACAAAGCUCUGUUUCCACACACAUUUUCGUAUCCUGAUCCUCCUUCACCAGAUCUGAUUCUGGAAUAAGGGGAACUGCAAUCAUCUUGUUCGUUUCCACACACAUUUUCGUAUCCUGAUCCUCCUUCACCAGAUCUGAUUCUGGAAUAAGGGGAACUGCAAUCAUCUUGUUCGUUGCCAAUGACAUCCAUUUGUACCCUGCUGAAUCCAUUACCUGCUACAUGUGAAUUGAACCCUUCUUGAAUACAUCAUUGCUGCAGAGAGGCAUCAGGACAAUCAGCCUAUUCCAUGCAUCCCAAUCUAGCGAGGUAGCAUGGUAUUGACCAUCAGCAAUGAGGGCAUACAGUGGAACUGCUUCCUGACCCAAUUGCAAGAACCUCGUUACCCCAUCAAACUUCGUGCCAAGGCAUAUCUUGGUGAAGGAAGUGCUUCAGUAGGUUGGUAACAGGGUCUUCAAGUGAUCCAAUCUGAUGACUCCAUUUUUGAGAGACUGAAGACCUGAAGGUAACUGAAGGUUUCCUGCAAGAUAAGGAAAUUUUCAACUUAGUAUCCAUUGCAUUGGUAUUACUUCACUUUGUUUUAUGAGUGGUCCAACUAACUUGCACUAAUCUCUCACCUGGUCAGAUGUGAUACUUAACCCAAUCAUGAUUUAACCCUUAAACCACUAAGAGCUGACUAGCAUCUAAUUUCUCCCAACAUUAUCAACCCUGAAUCACCAGGAAGGUCAAGAGAGUAAAAGAAAUGAUCCCCUACUGAAGAAGCUCUUGAUUGCUAAACAAAUGAUUCUUGUAUAUACCGGUAUAUAGCACAGUAUGGAGAAUGUACAUUAUGAUCAGAUGUUAGGGCGUAAAGGCUAAUCACUCAAGCCUUCCUGCUCUUUGAAAAGAAGUCUUUGUUUGUGUUUUCAAUUGGAGUUAUUAUUUAGUUAUUGUGAUUGUCUUUUGUGAUUACUUUAAAUACUCAAUCGAAAUGCGUGCUACAUUUAAGAGUCACUCUCGUCUAAGUCACUGAAGGCUGAGUCAUGAACAUAAACAAGUUUUAGAAGACAUUCUUGUUUAUAAAAAGUUCCAUAUAAAGUGCCACAAUAUCUUUACUGUAUCAUAUCUAGCUAGGAUUACUUAAUGUGAUCUCCUCUAGAACAAAAACUGACUCAAAAGAAGCACUAUGAAACAAACAGGAGUAGGCAAAAUUAGAGAGAAAAUCAACAACUUAAAAAACAAUGCCACCAUUAGGAACCACUCAAUAUUCACAUCAGGUGCCAGUGGGGGGGGGGGUUGUUUCACAAUAUUACAGAGCCCUUGAGGUGGGGGGGGGAGAAAGAGAAUCAGGCAAAUUUUAUUGGAUACAACAAAAACUGUCCCACCCCCCUCCCCCUCCUGGGCGAUAAAGAGUGAAUAUUCUAUUAGUUAACCCUUGCACUCCCAAGAUCUAAUUAGUAAUUCUCCUUACUAUUUGCCAUACAAUUCUUAUGAUGUUAGUUCAGAGAAUUUGGUAUUGGAUCAACUAAUAAUCCCAUGAUUGAUAUUCUUCUCUAUUCUCAUCACCUGCCUGCUUGAUAUUGUAUUGAUAUUGUAAGGAGAAAUUCUUUCUUGGUCACUUGUGGGAGUGAAAGGGUUAAUGGCAUUUUGGAGCCCUCAACAUGUUUGGAUUAUCUGUUUGUCUUUGAUCUUCAUGACCAGCGUCCAUCCUCCACCAACGCAGUCUCCAAACUCUUUUCAUUCAUGGAACAGUAAACAGACAGAUCUUCAUUGCCUAAUGUCAGGGUAUAGGCCUCGCUUGGGCUGCCACUGAGAAGAGAAGAUCAGUGUGCCAUGUCUGUUGACUCCUUUGCAGUAGUUAUUUCGAAUGUCACGCAACACAUGGUGUCCUGCAAGAUAAGAAAAUUUUCAACUUAGUAUCCAUUACAUUGGUAUCACUUCACUUUGGUCUAUAAGUGGUCCAGCAAGCUCGCACCAAUAUCUCACCCUGUCAGAUGCUAUACUUCAUUAACCCAACGGUGACAACCCUUUAACCACUUAGAGCUGACCAGCAUCUUAUUUCUCCCUACACUAUCAACCUUGAAUCAAACGGGAAGAUCACGAGGGUAAAGGAAAUAAUCACCAACUGAAGAAGCUCUCGAUUGCCAAACAAAUUAUUCUUGUACAUAUAGAACAGUAUAGAGAAUGUACAUUAUGAUGUUGGAGUGUGGAAGGUUAAUCACUCAAGCCUUACAGCUCUUUUAAAAGUAGGCUUUGUUUUUGUUUUCAUUUGGAGUUAUUAUUUAGUCAUUGUGAUUGUCUUUUAUGAUUACUUUAAAUAUUGAACUUAAAUGCAUGCUACAUUUAAGAGUCACUCUUAUCUCAAAGUCACAAAAGGCUGAGCCAUGAAUUUAAGAAAAUCUCAGAGGAUGUCCUUGUUUAUAAAAAGAGCCACAACAUCUUAACUGUAUUAAGACUAAGAAAGCAUUUUGACUAACUGCAUUAUAUCUAGGACGGCUUAAUGUGAUCUCCUCCCAAACAAAACAAAAACUGACUCAAAAGAGGCACUAUGAGUGGGCAUAAUUAGAGGGAAGACAAAUUUAGUACAAAAAAACAAAAAAAAAAACUAUGCCCCCAUUUGGGACCAGUCACAAUUUAUCACCUAGAGUUUGCUUUAAAAAUUGAAAGCAAUGUGUGGGGAAUUUAAUGGAUUCUUUAUUAUAAAAAAAAUAGAGAAGCCUUGACAGUGCUCUGUUCUAUUGUAAAGCACUUAACCCUUUAACUCCCAUGAGUGACCAAGACAGAAUUUCUCCUUAUAAUAUCUUUACAACAUCAAGUAGACAUGUGACAAGAACAAAGAAAAAUAUCAAUUAGUGGAUUAUAAGUUGAUACAAUACCAAAUUCUCAAAACUGACAUCACAAGAACUUAAUGGCAGAUAGUAAGGAGAAUUAAUAGUGAGAUCUUGGGAGUUAAAGGGUUAUGAAGCGGCUUGAGCACUCAAGCACUUCUUUCAUACUCUAGCCGCUUCCUACAUGCUUUACAACAACUGUUUCUUCCGUAAAAUACCCACCAGCUCUCAAUCCUUUGGUUCACCAGAGAUGACCCAUACUUGUGCGCUUCUGCAUCUUGUUGAAAUGUACAUUGUAAAGCUGCUCUUACACCGUUUUCUGUUCCACAGUCAGUCCUCAGUUUCACUGGACAGCCUUCUGACCCUGCAACACAGUUCAAAUAGAAAUUGGCAAUAAUUUCUGGAUGGUUGUUCGACUUUGUGACUGUUAGCCACAUUAUUUUUCGACUCCAUCCAUCAAUACAACCACGUAUUGGAGAUCUUGGGCCACUAAGUUCAUUUAUGAUUUGUUCCUAGACAACGUUCAUGUCAAAAUAUGGCCAUCUUCUCCUCAAAGUUCAAAUGCUUCAACUUACAACCUGUAUUUUUCAAUAUUCGUAAACCCAUCGUAACGCCAUCACACUUGGCUAAAAAUUCAGCUAUAACUUCAUACGUAUAUCCUCUUGAAAACUAAUGUGAAAUUAUACUUUCUUCUUCUAGAUGAUCGCUUACUGAACUAGAAGAAGCCACUUUAGCUCAAUUCCUCAAUGUGAACGGUACAAAAAUGGCGCCUUAAUUAGCAGCUUGUAGCCAGAGCUAGUCCCAGGUUCCGGUCGCUUUCAGCGACAGUCUUCACCAGUACUUUGAAAUUUUAAUUUUGGUUUGAUUUAGCUUGCUUUUGUGUACCAGAAAAAUUCCUUGUGCUCUGGAAAAGAUUGUUGUGUUUUAGAAGAUUUCGUUGUGUUCUGGAAAAGAUUGUUGCGUUUUAGAAAAUUUCGUUGUGUUCUCGAAAACAUUGUUGUGUUUCAUUAGAGAAAUUGAGUUGUGUUUUUGCCCCAAUAGGCCACCUUACUGAAGAGGAGAGAUCAACUUAGAGAUCAGCCUAAGCAAUCAAUCAUAAGUAGAUAAAUGGGGGUAUUCCAAACCGACAUUUUAACGAUCAACUUAUCCAGCCGAAAUUCCAAACCGUCAGACAACCUGAAAGCGAUGAUGAAAAGUUAAUGUAGACGACAGAAACGAUCUUCUAACCCUACCCACUAUGCAGUCCUGUUUCUUUUUUAUCAAGACCUCAAGAUCUGACAACUUGCCCAUUAUUUGUUUGUAAUUUUUCUUUCUCUCACUUGCAUCAGCACCAAUGGCUAGAUAAACCAAAAGGACUACUGCACAAAAUUUCAUAGCUGCCGUGUAACUGUCUUGAGUACCCCCUGAUUUCAGUGAGUCUUGACGAUAACUGAGGAAUUUUGCAAACACCAUCCUAUCAAACCUUGAAACGCCCAUGACAUUCCUUACAAUUUCUCCUUACAUGACUACAUACUCCAUUCUUAUGCUUUGCUGGGAGAAUUGCUACCUUCAUCAGACCAAUCUUGAUGGACUAUUUUUAUGAAUUUGCUACAACCAACUGACCAACAGCAACCAACAGUGGCUGAGGUGUGAAAGGGUACAAGCCUGACCACCAGUCCUGUAAUCCAGGCUGUCAAACAAGAUGAAUAGGACAAGCCCCUUCCAGCCUCAUCGAAGACUGCCAGUAAGACAAGGGGUCCAAUUACAUACCCUCCCCACCCCUUGAGCUUUCUACAGAGAGCCAUUUGCAACCCACCCUUGGAUAGGUUAGUGGCUGAGCUGCAUGCGGGGCACGACCCUUGACGUUAAGCCCUCUACAUUUUUAUCGGCAAGUCUGGCUUGAUGGCGGGUGAUGCUCCUAACCUUAGCCAUCAGUGUUUUGCGGCCUCUCCUAAGCCUACUGCUUUGGAAUUUCAACCACCCUCCAACUACAGGGUAUCUCUCAAAGAGGGAUACCCAUUGCAGUGGCUUACACGCCUAGAAAUGCCAUUUUUUGUACAUAACUUUAUCAUACUAUCUUGAAUGGGGAGUUUUUCUGUACGAAUCUUUGCCCCACCGAAUUUUGAAAACGUUACUGGAAUUGGUAUACAUACUUCAUUUGAAGAAAUGACACUAUCAUAUUCUCUGUUACAGGUCAGUUCCUGAGACGUUUUUUCUUUUGACUGAACGAGUUUUGUAAAAUGUCUUCGGAAUACGUCGAUAUUAGAUAUAUUGGUUAUACCACGGUUAUAUAAACUCUUGAUUUAUCUUUUUUCAUAUUGGGUCGACCCGGCUUAUCUUCCAAAUCGGCUCUCUUAAUCCCCACGGUAUCAACUAGCGCUUUUCAUUCAACUAAUUUAUUCUUGUUUUCUCGUCACCAGACUCCCAGCAAUAGCGUAGCUCCUAAACGCAACCCACAAUUCCUUCAAUCGAUCUGACGAAGGGCUAACGCUCGACAGGUCACCUUUUUCACUAUUUACGGUGGCCAAUUUACGUUUUUAACUCAGUUGUUAACACUAAAUUACAGCCACGUAACAGUUUAGCUAUAAUAUCUUUUUUUUACGUUAUUCAUGAAUCCCUUCCAAUGUCACACGUGUCUCAAGAGUUUCGAUGAACUGAAAAUACUUGAGAAGAAAAUUUCCGACAAGCAUUGCUACGGUACAGAUGGGGAUUUCAUAUCCUUGUUUCGCUCUGGCAUUCCUUUAUCGAAGGUCAUCGAUAAAUUCAAAACCAUGCUUAAGGCAGGCAUGCUGAAAGGAGAAGUUCAAGAUCGACCAGGAAAACCAAAAAGGUUGAUUUACUAUUGUCCCUUUGAUUUCGUAGUGGGAACGUAUCAGGUUCGAGGUCGAAGGGGGAGAUUCAAACAUCAUGAAACCCGUUUGGUGAAAGUCGUCUGUGGGACCUCAAAGUGCAGCAAUCGUUUUUGUCAAGUUGGUCUUGUGCCCAGAGUGGCAAUAACAAUGUAUCCUUGUAAAGACCGCAAGUAAAGACUCUCACUGACAAAAAAGCUUAUGGAAAGUUCUGGCAUAAAUGAAGAGCUAUCUAUUAUGGUUAUAAAGUGGAAAAGCCAGUCAAAACGAUGUAGCUUAAUGUAAAUCCGUAAGAACGUUUUUUUAACGACAUGAUUCAGGUGUGUAGGUGUUUCGAACUCUGAACUGCUUGAACUCUAUUGAGAAGUCAUCUGGCCAAACUGACUGAAGUCCCAUGUCCCAAAGUAGAAGUAGAAUGUUAGAAGUAGAAUGGAUGUGAUGUUUUAUUAUAGGAGAUAACAUGUGGUGCUAUGGAAUUUAAUCAAUAAAAUGACGAUAGAAGUUGGUCUUAAAUUCGAUAUGUGUAUGUUUGACAUCAUGUUGAAUCACAGCUAUUUUCCUAUUAUGAAAUAUGUACAACAUGCAGCGUAUAGAGAAUUAUGCUCGAAAAUUAUUUCUAUCCCUCCUAUGAUCCUAAUUAAGCUUUCCUAACAAUGUUGGAGAGUAGACGUUUUGGAAAUUAAGAACACAAUCAUGUUCUGCAAGUCCAUUUCUAACUAAAUCAGAGCACUGUGGUAUAACUGAUAUACUUAAUCUCGACGUAUUCCAAAGACAUUUCGUAAAACUCGUUCAGUCAAAAAAACGUUUCAGGAACUGACCUGUAACAGAGAAUAUGAUAAUGUCAUUUCUUCAAAUGAAGUAUAUGUAUUGCAAUUGCAGUAACAUUUUCAAAUUCGGUGGGGCAAAGAUUCGUACAGAAAAACUCCCCAUUCAAGAUAGUAUGAUAAAGUUAGGUACAAAAAAUGGCAUUUCUAGACGAGUAAGCAGGCUUGUUUUAACUCUCUCCCUAUUGCUUCACUUUUAAAGCCACUAAGGUUAGGAGCAUCACUCGUUAUCAAGCCAGACUUGCCGAUAGAAAUGUAGAGGGCUUAACGUCAAGGGUAUUGCCCCGCAUGCAGCUUAGCCACUAACCUAUCCAAGGGUGGGUUGCAAAUGGCUCUCUGUGGAAAGCCCAAGGGGUGGGAAGGGUAUGCUGUUGGACCCCUUGUCUUACUGGCAGUCUUCGAUGAAGCUGGAAGGGGCUUGUCUUAUUCAUCUUGUUUGACAGCCUGCAUGGUGGCCAGGUUUGUACCCUUUCACACCUCAGCCACUUUUGGUUGCUGUUGGUCAGUUGGUUGUAGCAAAUCCAUAAAAAUAGCCUAUUAAGAUUGGUCUGAUGAAGGUAGAAAUCCUCUCAACAAAGCAUAAGGAUGGAGUAUGCAGUCAUGUAAGGAGAAAUUGUAGGGAAUGUCAAAGGCGUUUCAAGGGUUGAUAGGAUGGGGUUUGCAGUAUUCCUCAAUUAUUGUCGAGACUCACUGAAAUCAGUGGGCAGUCAAGAUAGUUGCAAGGCAGCUAUGAAAUUUUGCGCAGUGGUCUUUUUGGUUUAUCUAGCCAUUGCUACUAAUGCAAGUAAGAGAAAGAAAGUUUGCAAACAAAUGAUGGGCAAGCUGUCAAAUCUUGAGGUCUUGAUAAAAAAGAAACAGGGCUGCUGUAGAGUGAGUAGAGUUUUUGUUCCUCUACAGAGUCGAAUAAAAAUAUUACGCACUAUUAGUACGCAUGACCUUCGAAACGCAAGUUUAGAUGAAGUGUUUUAGUUUAAAAUUUCUGGGAAACUGAACUACUUCUUUAAGACCCGUUCUUCCCGAGCAAAAAUAUAAACAAUGCCAAAAAAUACUUUCGUCAUCGUGCUAACGGUUUCGAAGGACGCAUCCACUCGACCAGAUAUGCUUCAAAGUUCGCUCAAAGGACAUCGUACGCAAGCUUGUUUUAGGAAAUACCUCCAGAAAUACCGUCAAUACUUAUUUCAGCGUUACAUUCGGCCUACAGCUCUUGCUUGAUCAAAAGCAUGUGUAUGGAGCCCGUCAACACUUUUAUGAGAGGGAAUCGUCAAAGUUCAAAUUCUGAUUAAUGGGCUAUUUCAAAGCACAAGUCCUGCAAAAAAUUAGAAUGCAUUGUGGGAUUAGCAGAUCCACACGCCAAACCAGCAGUUUAAAAGGCCAUUUUACAGUUGUGCACUUAGAUGCCAAGCCUUCGAUUUGGAGUGAGGCUAAAGUUGACCAUGUUGCGAUAGAGACCAAUUUCUACUCAACAUGAUAACCAAAGUAGUUUACAUUUGUCAAAGGCUUAAAAACCAGGCACGUAACAAAUGAAUAAAUGGGCUAAGUUUCUAAAGAAACUGUGGUGCUGCGUCGGUGGGAGAGUAUAGCAGGUAAUUUAGUGUUGACAACUGAGUUGAAAACGUAUGAUUCACCUCCUCGUAAUUCUCUGUGCGCGUCUUUAGUGUGUGCUUGAAGAGAAUAUCUAAACACAGACAAUGAUGACGAACCGCGCAUCAUUCUAAUUUUGGGAGACAUUACAAAAAACGGAAUUUAAUUUUAGAAUGUAACGACUGAUAAGAAAUUUGACCUGAACAAUGAGGAAUUAUUCUCUUAUUCUAUUUUCUGAUUGCCGAUCCAAAGGCUGAAGCGAAUUCACGUCAAAUUAUUUCUAUUUCGAGUAAAGGUACCUUUGGAAAGUAUUACAAACCGAUAUUAAUAAAAUAACUUUUUGUAAUCGUUGGUAUGGUUUUGAAUAAGAUAUGGCAGAAAACUGACUUAUUUUGAAUUUUCUUAGUCAAGGAGGUAAAGGGUUUCACACAGUUUAACUGCUCAUUUCUAGCAAGGCGAGGAAAAAUUUUGUCUGCACUCCGCCCGGACAAACUAAUACUCUCACUAUGCAAGGCAGACAGUGCUAUUUUUUUAAUUGAAUAAAAUAAAGAAAAUAUCUAAAAACGAUCAAAUAAUAUUUUUUCGACAUGGCACCAGGAGUUUCAAUGUAAAGGUGAGUGUUGGUGUCGACUAGGAGUGGAUGCGAAAGACAGUCUGGUAAUUGUUAAAGUUACAAGUUACCACUUCAAACUAAUAAACAUUCUGAUUGUAAUCUAUGAGAAUAAAUUUCUAAAGGUGGUUCAGAUUGAGUUACACCAUACUUGUUUGUUUUAGUUUGACUCCUUAAACAACUCGGUCUAAUGCUGCUUACAUUAAGCACCACACUGUUGUGAACCAAUGCGGCGCUUAUUCAGUCAACCCAAUGAAUGGGCCAGCAGCCUCAAUCGGUUCUAGUGGCCCAACUGCCUCAAAUGAGCUAGUCAGUUCCAGUGACCCAACUGCCUCAUAGGACCCAACCAGCUCAAAUGACUGAAUUAUCUUUAAUGACUCAAUCGGUUCCAGUGACCUAACUGCCUCAAAUGAACCAACUAGGUCAGAUGACUGAUUUGCCUCAAAUGACCCCACCAGCUCAAAUGACUGAUUUGCCCUAAAUGACCCAACCAGCUCAAAUGACUGAAUUGCCUUAAAUGACCCAAUUGGUUCCAAUGAUCCAUCUGCUUCAAGUGACCUAACCAGUUCAAAUGGCUGAAUUACUGAAUUCCCACAAAUGACCCAUUGGAUUCCAGUAACCCAACUGCUUCAAAUAAGCUAAUCAGUUCCAGUGGACCAACUACCUUAAAUAACCCAACCAGCUCAGAUGACUGAAUUGCCUCAAAUGACCCAAUCAGUUCCGGUGACCCAACUACCUCAAAUGACCCAACAAACUCAAAAGACUUAAUUGACACAAAUGACACCAACUGAAUGAAACAGCACAACCUGGCAGCGCUUGUGCGCUCACGAAAACUACAGGAAAACAUUCAGGUAACCAGUGCAAGCUGUUCACCUCCGUUUCCAUAAAGCAGGAAAACAAUAGACGAACAACACGUUUUCAUGGCCUUUCAUGGCCUGUGUUGGUAAUUCUGUGUGAAAACGCUCGAAAAAUGCAGCGUCGCGCGCACGGGAAAACUAUAGAUAAACGUUCAAAAAACAGGCUCUUCAUCGGCAAUAUCCCGGUGCAGGGUAACAUGCGAUGAACUUCGUGUUUUUCUUGAGUUUUACUGAGGGUGAACAGCGAAUUUGCCAUCUGUUUUCAAAUAUCAGAAAACGUUGGUGUAAUGUUGAAUUUUUCAGUCUUUCACCAUUUCGGAAAAUUAGCGGUGAACGAGAGUUUUUGUGCUGUAUUUCUCGGAAAUUAUCGGUCGCCUCAGCAAGGGGCAGGGACCUUGCACUCGUUUGCUCGUAGUAGCGACUAAAAGCUCUCUUCCCUAAAAUUUUUUAAAACAAAUUAAAAAGAAAUUUUCAAAGUCAAUUAGCGGGCGACAUGCACCACAUAAAUGUUUGCUAUUUCUUUUAAAAUUCAAGCUUCUACAUUUCCUUUAAAAAUUUAAAUUUUUACAUUUCUUUUAAAAAAUUUAAACCUCUACAUUAUGAUUUGCUGAGAGAAAUCCAGUUGGCAUGUAACACAAUGCAGAAGAAAUAAAGGUUACACAGAGAAAAAAAAUAUUUGAUUUCAGUGUAUGCACAACCUCGGAAAAUUCCUCCACUAAACACUAAAGUAAUAAUUGGAGUAGCUUCACAUUCCUAAACAAGUUCUAAUACUAAGUUAGGAAGUUUGGGAGAAAUACUCAGUGUAAAUUCUGCGAAAAUAUCUGGCUGUCGAGCGUGUAGUCCAUUUGACUUCAUGUUUUCUCAACACGAAUUUUUGUUGAAUCGUGGCUACUUUGACAUACCUGAAUUGAAUAUCGAAACGUCAUCAUUUAAAGCAGUCUUUGCACUCCGCCUCAUUGUCCUGGUGGAGAGUGGACUUUAAAACCUAUAUCACUUUCUGAUGAAAUCAGUUAUAUUUUUCUGGAAAAUUAAAAACGAAUUUCGUGGGAUGAUGGCAAAUUUUGUGCCGGACUCGUACUUUGGAAUAGCCCAAUAAUCAGAAUUUGAACUACUGAUGAUUUCCGCGCAUUAUUCUCAUUUUUGGGAGAAGUUACUAAAACGGUAUUUCAAUGCUAGAAUGUAAUGACUGAUAAAAAAGUUGACCUGAGCAAUGGUGAAUUAUUCUCAUAUUCUAUUUCCUGAUUUUCGAUCCAAAGGCUGAAGCGAAUUCAAAUCUGAGUAUUUCUAUGUCGAGUUAAGAUACCGUUGGGGAGUAUUACUAGCCGAUAUUAAUAAAAUCACUUCUUUUAAUUGUUAGCAUAUGGCAGAAAACUGACCACUGUUGAAGUUUCUCAGUCAAGUAGGUAAAGGCUUUCACACAUGUUUUACUGAUCAUUUCCAGACAAAGAAACACUCUCUUUGUGCAAGGUAAUGACUAAUUAGAGCUUUUCCUGGUCGAUCUUAAAAUCCAAGAGAUUCUUUACUAGACCUUGUUAUUUUCAUAUUUGGAUAAACUAAAGAAAAUUUUCCAGAAAGGAUCAAAUAAUAUAUUUUCGACAUGGCACCAGGAAUUUUAAUAUAAAGGUAAGUGCUGGUGCUGGCUAGAAGUGUAUGUGGAAGACUGCUUGUUAACGGUGAAAGUCACAACAUUUAAGUUUCUUGGAAAUUGUUGGUCGCCUCAGCAAGACGCAGGGACCUUGCAAUCGUUUGUUCGAAGUAUCGACUAAACGCUUUUUUCUAUAACAUUUUUGAAACAAAUCUUAGAGAAAUUUUCAAAGUCAAUUAGCGCGCGACAUGCACCACAUAAAUGUUUACUAUUCUUUAUAAAUUCAAACUUCUACAUUUCCUAUAAAAAUUUAAACCUCUACAUUAUGAUUUGCUGAAACAAAUGCAGUUUGCAUGAAACACAAUGCAGAAGAAAUAAAGGCAAUACAGAGCAAAAAAUGUUUGAUCUCAGUGUAUGCACAACCCGGAAAAUUCGUCCACUAAACACCAAAGUAAUUAUUGGAUUAGCUUCACAUUUCCAAACAAAGUUCUAAUACUAAGUUAGGAAGAUUGAGAGCAAUACUCAGUGUAAAUUCUGCGAAAAUUUCUGACCGCCGAGCGCGUAGUCUAUUUAAAACCGCGCGCCUGCCUAGUUUGCAUUUUAUUUGCAGAAUCAUGAUCAUGCAAAUCUGUCUCCCAAGCCGUCCACCGAAAUAUAAAGGAUGAGGAAAGACAAGAGUUAGAGGAGUUAUCCCAUCUUGUCAAUAUUUGUCUACUUUGGGAUCAUAUACACAAGCUUUUUUAAAUUAUUUUGCAUAGAUCUCCUCGGUCUUUAAAAACUGAAUUACUCGUGUUUAUCUCAUUCAAACUGCACUGGCUGCACUGCACAAAAAAAUAAAGGAAAAAAAACUAUUGCAUAAGAAAAAAAAAUGACGUUAAACUUGAUUUCAUGUUUUCUCAACACGAAUUUCUCCUGAAUCGUGGCUACUUUGACAUACCUGAAUUGAAUAUCGGAACUUCUUCAUUUAAAUUAAAGCAGUCUUCGCUCAGGUCAUCGUGAAACGUUAACGACAGAUGAAAAAGAAGCCGGCGUUGACAACGUCACUGCUUCUGAAACCCUAAAUUAAAGAAGAAGAAAAACAAGUGAAAAGUUUUGCAAAGUAUUUAACUUGACCAACUUUGAGUUAAAGCAGUGCAGGAUCUCAUAGAACUGAUUUUACAUAAACACACUUGACGGGAGAUUACAGUUUGGUAAGAAACUUAUAGUAGAGAAAUAAAGCUCCAGUCCUGUUUAGACAAAUGUUUAUGAGUCUUGCCCAAACAUGUCGAAAGAUCCUUUUAAGGUUUAAUAUAGGUUUAAUCGAGUGUCCCCAAUUAGUGCCUUGGCGCUAGAACGACUAGACACAGAAAUAAAGACUAUGUAUAUGUGUAUAUUUGUGAUGGAAAUAGACUAAGUUCGUAAAACUCAUUCGUUAAGUGCCUGUGAGUUUGUCACUAAUAACAAAUGAGAAGAACAAUUAAGAACAGUCGUGAACAUCUAUUGCAAGACAUUUUCACCGCCGAACUUUCUCAGAGAUUUCAAUCAACCGAUAUUGCAAAGGGUAAUGAUAUUUGUCGGGUGGUGGUGACUGUAAAGUCACAAAAAUCAGCGAGAAUAUGUCGUGGGUGUAAUGUUCUCGUGACCCCGCACGAGUGAUUCACGCUCAAAUGUACUGGACUGUUGAUAACAUGUGGGAGCCAAAAACAUUAUGUGGAACCAAAAGGUCAUGAAGGUGCACACAUAAGUGUAGUGCUUCUGAAUGUAUUCGCCUUUUUGCUGAUUUUUGUGACUUUAAUGUCACCACCACCCGACGAAAAUCAUUACUGUUUGUAGCAUCGGUUGAUUGGGAAUUUUCACGAGGGAAACUCAUCGGUGAAUAUGUAUUUGAAUAAAUAUUCACAACGGCUCUUAAUUUUUCUUAUCAUUAGCCUUUAGUGGCAAACUCAUUAGCGUCUACCGAACGGGUUAUACGAAUUCCCUCUAUUGUUUAAAAUUAUUUAUCAUGUAAACUACGGUGUUAGACAAGGAUUUCCAGCCCUGAGAAAAGCUUUAAUAACAGACGUGAAAAAAAUACGAUGUUUUUUCACGAGUGUUUAAUAUCGCCAAUCAGCUGUUGACACGUCACUCGCCUUUUGCGCCUCUCGGUCAGGUUGGUGAAUGAACGGCAACGCCUUCACCAAUCUCAAUCCAAGGUCGUUUUUAUUUUCGAUUAUGGCUGCUAAAGGAAUGAAAAAUCCGUGUCACUUACAGGUAGUGACGUUUAAACUUUCCUAGAAGGGGAAGAAAACCAAAAUACGAAAAGAAAAACCGAAAGUUACGUAUUGAGUGGCUUUGGUGAUGGGAUUUCUCGCGGCUGAGAACGAAAAUCGACAACCAGAAGAUAUGCCACAGGCCGGUUUUGGCCGUGUACCUGAAAGAUUUCUUCUGUCGGUAAGGACCAAUUCAUAACUGAGAAUUUUUAUUUUGAAAAUUAGGCCCAUUGUUUGUUUUUGAAGUGAUUCAACACUCAACGAUUUUUAUUCGGGGAUUGCCUAUCCUUUUAUUUUCAAUCAUACUGAAGUACACUUUUCUUGUCAGCAAAGGGCUAUUUUGUUUAUAUGAUAAACAAAAUAAUAUACGGUUGCUUGUAGAAAUGAAAUUUCUCUUCUCGCGUUCAACUUGACAUUUCGCUCGUUCGCUGCGCUUACUUGCGAGCUAUCGAGUUAAACGUUCGAAGAGAAAUUCCAUAUCUACGUGCAUCCAUAUAUUAUUCUCUACUUGAUUGUCAUCAUUGCAUUACUGCAAGCAAAUCAAGAACUGAUUUUCAUCUCUUCGCAAAUUCGCGUUAUUUUCGUGAGAAAGCACCACAAUGUACCUGAACCACAGGAAGGAUGUAGGGCUCGUUGAGAAGGUCGUUGUACUUCAGAUGAAAAGAUUCACGCUUAGUUAAGCCCCGGCCAGAGUCAUUGUGUAAAGUUCUCUGUCCACGUAAAAUUCUCAACCAGCGAAGUCACUUUCGCUUUUGGAAAUACAGAUUUUGAAAGCAAACCGUUGACAUAGACAACCUGAACAGCCACUAAUUUGGUUAUCAGAAAUUAGAAGUAGAUCUGUCUCGAUUGUGCUCUUAAAAUGUCAGAAAGUUGCUCAAUGGAAAGCCAAAAAUUACUUAAAAAUUGCCAAAAAAUCCAAAAAGGCUGCUACCUAAAUUUCAAAGCUGCUACCUAAAUUCCUGAUAUUUUCAGAUAAACGUUAAUGAAAAGCUAUAUUCUUCGUUAUUCGCAUUAACAAACUUAGCUUUAAGUAGUUGCUCACACGUAAAGGUAGUUUCUAACCAUCCGUUUCUGUUUAUGGAAAUGAAUGAACAAAGACAGCCAUCUUGUCAUCUUUGCCGUCGUUUUAGCCGAUUACCCGUUCUAAUAUUAGACAAUAGGCCGCCGAAACAUUUAAGAAAUUGCAUAGAUCGAUCUAAUUUUUUUCAGGAAAUCGUUGACUUUAUCGUGCUUGAUGUGUGUUCUAAGUCUAAAAGUUGCCAAAAAAAUUGCCCAAGGUUGUUAGAAUCACAAAAAGUUUCUCCCAACGCAAUACGUUGCUCAAAAGUCGCCGAGAACAAUCCGGACAGGCCUUAUCAGAAGGCCGGAAGCAGGAAUAUGUGAAACUCUAGGGCUCAGCUAACACUUGCCGCUUGGUGAUUUGAAAGAAGAGCAAAAUUGUAAUUUUUCUCAUUUUUCAAUUAGCCCAAAGUGAAAAUUCGGUCCGGUUUUGUCAAAUAUGCAAAACCGGAAAUUCUGAAUCUAAGUCAAUAUUUAAUCAGAAGCAAAAAAAAAAUUUUUUUAAUUUCAAUUUUUCAUUGUCAACGUUUAAAAAAUCAAACAAAUUUUCUGUGAAAAAAGAUUAAGUUAUGACUUAUUUGUUCUUCCUAUUUUCUUCUGUGACUGUUUUAAUGCUGCUCAGGCUUCAGUUAAUUCUUGCAUUAGAUUUAUGAACUUGCGAAGAAUCUUGGGAAAUGAUUUUUAUUAUCAGCUCAUCCCCUCUAAACAAUUCCGUUGCCAAGUUCUCUAACUAUUUUUUAGGUCACUGCUAUCGUUUUAAGUCAAGGCUUUAAGUUAUGAUUUAUUAAGCAGUAAGGUAGUCCUUAGGUAAAUCCGAGAAUUCUGAUUGUUCCUUACUUGGUCCGUACUCUGUCAUACGGACCGUCUCCGGUUAUAAGCCAUGUCCUUUAGGUCGCAGAAGUCAGCAAAUUUGAAAUAAACAAGGUUGGUCUGAGUGGCAUAAAAUGAACUACCAACUAAUAAAAUCGCCACCUUCGCUUGCUCGAAUCGUACUUGAGAAUAUUGGCCCUCUUUCGUUUCUGUUCAGACCUCGCUAUGCUCGGUCUGUACUGUCAAGAAAUCUGACCAAAGUUCCUCGGUGAGGCACUUACGCUCGGUUGGUAAGGAGUUAAUCUUUAUGAAAUGAUAUACCAGAUUGUGCAAAAUCCUUAUUGCACAUUUGGAAUAAGGUGAUGGCUUCUACGGCUAACGGUUAAAAAUUUGGCCAAAUCACUGCUAAUACUUAAUUUCCUUGAGUUUUUUUUUUUUUUGGCCAGAAAACAUUUUUACGGUUAACUAUUAAUACGACUAACGUGACGGCUUCUUUUUUUCGCCGUGUCUAGGCUCGCUGUUAGCCCAAUUAAGACCCUCGAACAUUCCAUGUCUGUGUAAUAUUGUGAGAUUAAAAUAAUCUUUCUCAACUGAAACUUACUUUGAAGCUUGUGAAGUAACCGGAAUGGAGAGCUUUUCCCCAAGCAUUUCGUUUUUAACAUCCCUGUUCAAGGCGAAGAUCAUAGUCGACUGUAAGUAAACAGUCAAAUUUUUAUUUCCAACAAAUAAUUGAAAUGAGAUCCUAGGAAAUACUGAUUAAGGGUUGAAUUUGCAUUGCGUGCGUAAUUCUCGGUGUUUGUGAUACCGUCGCCAUUGGGAAUUGGUAUUUUAGGUCGGAAUCUUGAAAAGAUCUCUUGUCAGUUGAGGAAGCAGAUAUAUUUUCAAUAAAAUGUAGGCUUGCCCUGAAAAGGUUUGAUGUACGAUCGAGUAACAAUGAUAUCUAGACGAGAAUCUCGAACCUGACUAACGAUAUCCUGUUUGAUUACUCAUUUCCGUGGGAUUUUACCAAAGAUGACACAUUGUACAAAGUAUGUAGCAGAGAUAAACAAUCAGACAGCCAAAAAGGGGAAAUAUGUCGUUCCAUGAUAAAUGCUAUGUUUUUGUGACAAAAAUAAAAGGACGAGAAGGCAAUAAGUAUCAUAAAGUCCUGCGGCAAAGUUUUACGAACACCCAGAGUGAGAGCUAUAAGUUAAUCCUGAGGUCUUCCUAAACUAGUAAUCACCUUGUUUCUUCCUUUUUUUUUCGGAGUAAUUCGCAAUGAUUUUUAAAAUUCAAAUCUACACACUGAGACUAAGCGAAUAUUAUCGAGAAAGUCUCGAAAUGAAGUUGACAAAGAGGCGAUUAAAUAUUUCAUUUUGUUUACGCAUUCUGUCUCUGCCAAUGUCAAUAGAGCCCUCUUCCCCAAAGGCAUGAUUUUGAAACUCAACCACCCUCCAUCCAUGGAGUGUUAGCGCAGUGACUGAGGUGACAGGGUACGAGCCUGACUACCAAUCCUGAAACGCGGAUUGUCAAACAGGAUGAAUAAGACAAGCCCUCUCCAGCUUCAGAGAAAAAUGCCAUUUAAUCUGGAGGUCCAACAACCUACACCCCCCCCCCCUUCCCCUCCACCACUUGCACCUUUAAAGCUUUCCACACAGAGCCAUUUGCAACCCACCCUUGGAUAGGUUAGUGGCUGGGCUGCAUGCGGGGCACUAGCCUUUAUGUUAAGCCCCCUGCCGCAUUUUCAUCCGCAAAGCUGACUUGAAGGCGGGGGAUGCCUUGCAUGAGGCAAAUGAUUGAGUGGCUUUUGGCCGGAGUUUUCAAUAGCCUCCCCACUUAUCUUGUAGUCUCAUUAAAAGCAACAGGCACUUAAGACAGUGAAACUGAAGCGAUGAAGUUUCGCACAGAUAAUGGUCUGGUUUAUCUCGCCAUUGAUGUUGGGUUCGUUUUACAAUAAUCUAUUUUGCAACAAAAUAAGAGAUACUUACUUGUAAUCUCGUACUAUUAGUUUUUGCAAUAUAUCAGCUUCCACAUCUCAAUUUUUUCUAACGACAGCGAGCGUACGCGACUACAUUAGGCAAUUUAAGUCAAAACUGAAGCAAUGAAAUAUUUCUUCGUAAUGGAAGCAAAAGACUACAUAUCCGCUUCUUUGUUGUGUUCGAUGCACAUGGUCCUUGUUUGCAGAAAUAUACAAGCACCCCUUUCACAUUGUCGGGGGGGCGCCCUGAACAGAGACUUCCGCAAGAUAAAAACUGAGAAAGCGUCAAGCCAGUAGUAUAGGAGAUGGCAUACGAGACCACUUUGAAAAAGUGAUCACGUACAAACGCCAACUUUCUAUACUACUUUCCACUUUGUGGAAAUAAAAGAUGGAUGUAAAAGAUGGAAAUAUAAACUUAUGGCAUCAUUUUAUAAUAUCAAAGGAUAUGAUCUCACAGCAUUUUUCCCUGGCGCGACAUUCUCAGAAAAACACUGACUUUCCCGACGAAAUGAGUCAUAGCAUUGCUAUUGUUUUGGGGUUAUGUUAUAGUCGAAUAAUUUUUUCACAAAAAUUAGAAAUCUCAUACAAUAGUAUGAUGGAUUGUAAUUCAGAAAUUCAUGUUGAAUUUAAUAAUAUGGAACAAUUUGGUUGUCCAUCUUGUAAUGGCAACUUCAAGAAAACACAAUGCCAAUGUUUGCCAAUGUUGCGGUCAGGUUGAUAGAUACGAAAUAGUAAAUGAGUUUGUGCCAAUUUCAAGUUAAAAAACCUCCUCACUUUCAAACUGAGGCGAAAUGCAAAACCUUUGAGGUGCAAAAGUGAAUUGUUUGGUUGAGAAUGAAAAUAUGUGUCAUUACAAAGGCUUUACAAGUAUCUUUGUCCUCAACAGCAGCCCUGUGCUUCUCGUAAAUGGCUUAUCGAAACUGUUUCGACCGUCAGUAUAAAAGUUAUCCCUCACCAUGAUGUGUGAGUAUGCAUGCAGUGAUUUCAAUUCAUUCAAAAGUCAGGGAGCACUUAGAGUGUCGUAAAACCAAAACCAAAUUAAUCACAACGGCCAACUAGUAGAAAGGGAAAUACCUUUAAGAGCCAAUGACAACUGAAAGUAAAACCAACCAAACUUACUAAAGCGCGGGAAAACGCAGGCGACCAGGUCGUGAAUGGUUUUUAGUUUUGCAUCGGAAUGGUUGAGAGAGUGGCGCGAAUUCUCUGAACCAAUCACAAAGCAGAAACGAAGCAAACCGGAUUUCUUUCAACAUUCAAUUGCAAAUUGCUCUAAAGUGCUGGAUAACGUGUUAUCAAUCAAAUGUAGCUUUUUCCAAAAUUAUACGGAAUCGCUAGCCAUCCAAGAUACUGGAUGGAAAAAUUGCACAUGAGCGACAGUUUUUUGUAAAAAUUUCCGACAUCUCUUGAAGCGUUUGCUAUACCGUGCUCAUUCAGUAAUCAGUUUAUCUUUCAAUAGUCAUAACUGCAUGUUGUUCAUGUGAUUUGGUCCGAAAAUGGGUAUUUCAGCGCUAAAAGGUGUACAAAAGAAUUUCACCUUUGCCAAACAAACUGUUUACAUCUCCAUUAAAGGUGAAAUGAUUGACAAGUUGACUUUGACUUACAACUGAGAUAAUCUCGGAAGCUGCUCCAUUGGAUUAGUUUGAGAACUUUUUAUUAAAUCGAUGUCUUAAUUAAUUUUUGUAACUGUUGAAAUAAAGAAGUCCUUGGGGGUAUGUUUCCAUCUUUGACAAAAUGUGUUCUUGAAUUGCGCUAACGAUGUGUACCUAGUCAUCUCCUGGUCGUGGGAUUUUCUAGCCGUAUUCAUGCGAUCAACAAGAGGUAUUGCACUUCAUGAUUGCCCUUGGUAUAUACAACAGAAUUUGAAGUAUCAAAGUUUGACAUUAAGCAGAACAACAAGUUCCUUUUACAGCUGCACGACAAUCAAGCUUAUUCAAAUGGAAUAUAAGGUUACAUACAUUUUUCCUACAUUCUACCAAUUGAAUUUGAAUGAUUGACCCCUAUCAGGUAAAUUUAGGAUACGUGGCGAGGUUCUAAAGAAGGGAAUAGGGGUAAAUGGGAAAAAAGCAAUUAAAAAAACACACGAUUUUCUACAGUGCCUCUCUAUAGUCUGUUUGUGACUGACAGAGCCCCUCACCAUUCACCUGAAAACCAUGUGAUCCCCCAAAAAAUCCUCCAAGCCCCCCUUCCGCUGGCAAUAAAAUGAUAAGUGGUCGCUUUUGUCAUGGUCUGCCAUUCAUUCCCUGUAAUUUUAGCUUUCGUGUCUAACCCUUACUUUAACACUUGAAGUUAUUCAAAAUUGUCAUGUACCAGACAAUCUGUGGAUGAAAUGUUAAAGGAGAAGUGAGUUAAUGGCCAUGUCGUAAAUGAUCUCGCGACAAAAUAUCACACUGGUUUGAUGUACAACAUUUUCACGAUCCUACUCACGAGUAACUCCCAUCUCACAAUCAAUCAACCCAAAUCACCUAUCAUAUUUCUGUACUUCCGUCACGAACCUAUCAAAAAAUUCAAUAACGCUUCGGUGACGACCGCCACUUGUGAGAGUACAAGUGAUAUAUCUCCCAAGAAAGACAGAUUUUCCUAUGAUUAACUACAAAACAAAGAGAAGCGUAAUUUUGAUUCCUUGAACCACUUUAUUUUUAGUCGUGGAUACGCAAAGCGUAUAAAGCACUGAUGUUAGGGAUCAGAAUAUGCAAAUUUGUCACUCACUCAGAUGUAAACACGUCGAUAUGUCAACGGCAGACCAAUUACUAUCGACUUUCCGAGAUAAUACCGGGACGCGUCUGUCGACUUUCCGAAGUAACUGCCGCGACGUUGAUAUAGAAUUCGACUUUCCUUCGAGAAAGUUUCGACUAGUACUCGUCGCAGCAAGCACAUGGUAGUAAGCUGUGUGGAAGGUGAAUGCGAAGAGUCUUUGACCCCUCGAGACGUUUGCUCGUCGAUCCUCCAAGCUCACAUUGGGUUUAUAAAUGAUGAACCUUUUACGAGUGAACCUUACGAGCGAAACUUUGAUCGUACUCACGAGGGAACCUAUUAGCACACAUAUCAGCUAAAGUAUGAAUCAAGCACAAGGUUAAACAAAGACUAGAGCAACAUGAGUAGCACAACUGAUCAGUCCAUGAUAUCCAACCAAAACACUCUUGUGGCCAUGCAGAACGAAACGCAGUCAGAAGACUGAUCUGUUAGUAACAGAAAUCAUACAGGAAUGAAGUAGGUCAAAGUCCAAUCGUAUUAGCGAAGGUGUCUGUCGUGAUAGUGGACCAUCGAGAUUACCGUGGAAGAAAAUUCUGAACUUAUUUAACAAGAGUAAAUUAGGAGGUAUGUAAGGUCUCGUACUGUGCUAAGUUUUCCACAUUCGUCAGCGUUGAAAACGAUUUUAUCGUUUUAUUACCGUAAUUAUCUUUAAACCAGACUGUAUAGAAGUAAACCAGUUGUAAUAACUCGUUCAUAAAGUUCAAGGUUGUAUUUUGCUUUUGAUUGUGUUUAUGUCUUCAAAACAAGAACUGUAAAGCAUUAAAAAACAUGUGAAGUAUCACUUGUUUUUCAUGAUGAAUUUGUACAUGUUGUUCAAUGUUAUUCAAUAAAGAAACGAAAUCACAAGUAUUUUGUUUCAAGGACAAAGUUACUUACUUCGGGAGAUAUCGUGUUAAACCCGAGGCCUGUUACUAGGUGAAAUAAUCCAAACCAUCUUUAUUAAUUUAACAGUCUCGAUAAGCUCAACAUCUCUUAAGAAUAUAGGAUAUUGGUGGUGCAGGUGAUUCUUUCUUCAGAGUUGUGUCCCAUCAGUUGUAUGGUGAACCUAGCUAUCACAUGAAUGUUCGUAGUACUGGUGUUCAAUAUAUCACAAACAAUCCAGAAAGAUUCAUCAAAAGUAGUACAGACCAUUCAUGGCUAAGGUAUUUAGCCAACAUGUCACACCAAGGUACAUAAGCUGAUGCACAUGUCAAACAAGAAUGGAGCAAGUUACUUAUUCACUACCCAAAGUACAUACAUACAAAUUUUACGUUAGAAAUCUGCUAUAGCAUAUGAUUUCACAGCAAAAAGUGAAGUUUAAGGAAUGGUGUAGGUCAAACAGUAGCCAAAAUGUGAAUUCCAACUGUUCAUCCAACAUCACCCCAGCAGUUCAAAGUAAUUCCAAGUAGUUUCAACUCUACUCAAGGGUUACCCACUGGCUGCCUAUGUUUACACGUAAAAGUGUAUGUUUUUGUAAAGAGGAAUUUAAUUAUCUUCAAAACUCAUUCAAACGUAAUGUACCCACGAUUUAUUCACAGUUUCCUUUGAUUUCACAUUUAAUCAUUUCUUGUGAACACAUAAAAUGAUGCCUUUCUAGUACCCCCUAGAGUCAUCAAAAUAUCUUCACAAAAGACAGAUCCUGAUUGGUUUAUAGAUUCUCUAACAACAGAGGAACUUUGGAGACAAAAUUAUGCUUAAUAGGGUAGGUGGGGGUGGGGAAAGCAUCUCUCACACAAGUCCACUGUGUGUCAUGGGUAGUUACGGGAAUUGAAUAACUGAAUUUGAAUGAUUAACCAUGAUCAGGUAAAUGUAGCCUGUGUGGCAAGGUUCUUAACUCCCAAAUCCACCUUAUAACUCCCAAGUCAAAUUUUUAAUUGUUUCUGUCAAUCAUAUAACUGUUAUAAUGUUGGUUCAGAGAAUUGAGUGUUGGAUCAUCUAAUUAUCCCAAAAUUGAUAUUUUUCUUUAUUUUCAUCACUUAUUUGCUUGAUAUUGUAUUGAUACUGUAAGGAGAAAUUGUCUUGGUCAUUCAUGAGAGUUAAAGGGUUAAAAGGGAAAUAGGGGUGAAUGGGAAAAAAAACACUAUUUUCGACAGUGCCUUUUUAUAGUCUGUUUGUGACUGACAAAACCCCUAACCGUUCACCUGAAAACCAUGUGAUCCCAAAAGAGCCUCCAACCCCCCUCCCUUGAUGAUAAAAUGAUAACUGGUUGCAUAUCAUUUAAGUGUUUGUGUCUGGCCCUAACUUAACCCUUUAACACCCAAGAUCUCAUAAGUGAUUCUCUUUACUGUCUGCCAUACAGUUCUUGUUAUUUUAGUUUGGAGAAUUUGGUAUUAGUUCAAGUUAUAAUCCCCUAAUUGAUAUUUUUCUUCACUCUCAUCACUUGUCUGCUUUGUAUAUGUAAUCACAUGAGGCCAAGUACUAUUAAGGAUUAAUUGCACGAGAGUUUUCAAAAUUUUCCAAAAUUUUGAAAACUCAAGUGCAAUUAAUCCUUAAUAGUACGAGGUCUCAUGGGAUUACUUGUUUAUCAAUAAAGGGCAAAAUUUAUACGAAGGAAAAUCACGCGCGCAGUCUAUUUUUAUCUGGGAAGCCUGUUUAGCGCUACGGCAAAUCAUCAAUCAAAUUGAACUGACCAAUCGAUUCAAUGAAAUUUUAUUCUCCAAAACUGUGUCGUGAUACACUGCCAAAAGUCUAGAAAACAAAGCUCAUUUCAACAGAGCGUUUCUGCCAACAGAAAAACAACAAAGUGCUUUUAACUGAACAAGGUAAUCAUGCCCUCUCUUGAUUACUAAAAAUGCCCUCGAUUAAGAAAAAAUGCCCUCUCUCUCAACCAAUCAGCGCUCAGUAAUUUUGCCCUUUAUUGAUAAAUAUUGUAAGGAGAAAUUCUGUUUUGGUCACUCAUGGGAUUUAAAGGGUUAAACACUUGAUGUUAUUGAAAAUUGUCAUCCAUCAGACAAUCUGUAAACAAAAUGUAAAAGGAGUAACACAAUGGCCACUUGUGAUAGUAAAAGUGACAAAUCUCCCAAGAAAAACAGAUUUUCCUUUGAGUGACUACACUAUAAAGAGAAAGGUGAUUUGGAUUCAUUAACACACUUUUAUUUUCCUUUCAUUUCAAAAUCCCAAUACUGAAAUUAAAGCAUGAUCAUUGCUCUAUGUCACAUGCAGCCUUUUCCUUGAGUAGAGUGGUUCAGUGUCUUUAUUGAAUGAAGAUGUAUCCAAAUUCCUUGAUAAUUUAUUUUUGUCUCUGUUGCCUGCACUCCACAAAGCUCUGUAUCCACAUGUGUUUUGGUAUCCUGAUCCUCCUUCACCAGAUCAGAUUCUGGAAUCAGGGGAAUUGCAAUCAUCUUGUUUGUUGCCAAUGACACUUAUUCGUACCCUGCUGAAUCCAUUACCAGCUACAUGUGAAUUGAACCCUUCAUGAUUACAUCAUCGCUGCAGAGAGGCAUCAGGACAAUCAGCCUAUUCCAUGCAUCCCAAUAUAGUGAGGUAGCAUGGUAUUGACCAUCAGUGAUGAGGGCAUAUUGUGGGGCUGCUUCCUGACCCAAUUGCAAGAACCUGGUUACCCCAUCAACCUUCAUGCCAUGGCAUAUCUUGAUGAAGGAAGUGCUUCAGCAGGUUGGAAGCAGGGUCUCCAAGUGAUCCAAUCUGGUGACUCCAUUUUUGAGAGACUGAAGACCUGAAGGUAACUGAAGGUUUCCUGCAAGAUAAGGAAAUUUUCAACUUAGUAUCCAUUGCAUUGGUAUAACUUCACUUUGUUCUAUGAGUGGUCCAGCAAACUUGCACUAAUCUCUCACCUGGUCAGAUACGAUACUUAACCCAAUCAUGAUUUAACCCUUAAACCACUAAGAGCUGACUAGCAUCUAAUUUCUCCCUACAUUAUCAACUCUUGUUCAUGUGAUUUGGUCAGAGAAUGAGUAUUUCAACCCCAAAAUGGUGUACAAAAGAAUUUUACCCUCAUUAAAGUUUACUCUUUCCAUCUCUCUUAACCUUUUAACUCCCAUAAGUGACCAAGACAGAAUUUCUCCUUGCGAUAUCAAUACAAUUAAUAUCAAGCAGAUAAGUGACAAAAAUAAAGAAAAAUAUCAGUUAGAGGAUUAGUAGUUUAGUAGUUGAUCCAAUACCAAAUUCUCAAAACUAACAUCACAAGAACUGUAUGGUAGACAGUAAGGAGAAUUACUAAUGAGAUCUUGGUGCAAGAUCUGAACUUAAAGGUGAAAUGACUGACAAGUUGACUCUGACAUACAAUCAAACUUGUCAAGCUGUGAUUACAAGGGAAUUGAUUGAGAUCAUCUCAGGAGCUGCUGCACUGGAUUAG
Pocillopora meandrina is the source of this 36858-nucleotide messenger RNA. NCBI's taxonomy places the organism in Eukaryota, Metazoa, Cnidaria, Anthozoa, Scleractinia, Pocilloporidae. The record is from the annotation of a GenBank genome assembly.